This is a messenger RNA of Nerophis ophidion (straightnose pipefish), 1801 nucleotides long. It is a transcript of the gene abcc12, whose product is annotated as ATP-binding cassette, sub-family C (CFTR/MRP), member 12. Gene Ontology annotation, molecular function: ATP binding; ATP hydrolysis activity; ABC-type transporter activity. NCBI's taxonomy places the organism in Eukaryota, Metazoa, Chordata, Actinopteri, Syngnathiformes, Syngnathidae. Gene Ontology annotation, cellular component: membrane. The record is from RefSeq and is a predicted model, not a curated record. The transcript is spliced from 12 exons. The coding region runs from base 65 to 1768 and encodes 567 amino acids. Gene Ontology annotation, biological process: transmembrane transport.
AUGUCUGCUGUCCAUUUGUGCAGGUUACAUCAUCACUUUUCUCACCUUCCUGAACGUGGUUCUAAUGAUCGGGUCUACAGCCUUCUGCAACUGGUGGCUCAGUUACUGGCUGGGCCAAGGGGACGGGUCAGACAACAAGACCACAUCAGACCGGGGAGACAUCUCCAAGAACCCGGACCUGCACUUCUACCAGCUGGUCUACGGCAUGAUGGUGGUCGUCAUGGUGACGCUGGCCCUCGUCAAGUGCUUCUUCUACACACACGUCACCUUGAAGGCCGCCUGCUGGUUCCACGACACCAUGUUGAAGAAGAUCAUGGCCAGCCCCAUGAGCUUCUUCGACACCACGCCCACGGGACGCGUCCUCAACCGCUUCUCCAAGGACCAGGACGAGGUGGACAGCGUGCUGCCGCUCCACAUGGACCCCUUCCUGCAGUUCGCCCUGCUGGUGGCCUUCACCGUGGUCAUCAUCUCCACCGUCUUCCCCGCCAUGCUGCUCGCCGUGGUCGUCACGGGCGUCCUGUUCGCCCUCAUGCUCUUCGUCUCCCAGAGGAGCAUUCGCCAGAUGAAGAAGAUGGAGAACGUCAGCCGCUCGCCGUGCAUCUCCCUCACCACCUCCACCCUGCAGGGCCUCAGCACCAUCCACGCCUUCGACAUGAGGGACAAGCACAUCCAGCUCUUCAAGUCCCUGAACGACAUCAACUCCAACCACUUCCUGCUCUUCAUCUCGGGGACACGCUGGCUGGCCUUCAGGCUGGACGUCAUGGCGGCCUCCCUCACCCUGCUGGUCUCGCUCUUCGCCGUCCUCAGCAGCAACGAGCACAUCAGUCCCGCCUUGAAGGGGCUGGCCCUGUCCUACACCAUCCAGCUGACGGGCAUGCUGCAGUUUGUGGUGAGGCAGGCCACGGAGGUGGAGGCCAGGUUCAACUCUGUGGAGCGUCUGCAGGAGUACAUCACGGGUUGUACGUCCGAGGCCCCCAGACACCUCCGGGACUCUGAGGUCCCGGGGGACUGGCCCAAGAACGGGGCCAUCUCCUUCCAGGACUACCAGAUGAGGUACCGGCACAACACGCCCGUCGUCCUCCACGGCCUGGACUUCCUGGUGCGGGCCGGAGAGAAGCUGGGCAUCGUGGGAAGGACGGGUUCUGGGAAGUCCUCCUUAGGCGUGUCCCUGUUCAGGCUGGUGGAGCCGGCAGCGGGACGCAUCCUGAUCGACGGCGUGGACAUCUCCCACCUGGGCCUGCAGGACCUGCGCAGCAAACUGUCCAUCAUCCCUCAGGACCCGGUGCUCUUCAUCGGCACCGUCAGGUACAACCUGGACCCCUUCGGCACGCGCAGCGACCAGGACCUGUGGACGGCCCUGGAGAGGACCUACAUGAAGGACAUGAUCUCCAGACUGGAUGGACAACUGGAGGCCCGGGUCUCUGAGAACGGGGAGAACUUCUCAGUGGGCGAGCGACAGUUGAUGUGCAUGGCCCGAGCACUGCUGCGCAACUCCAAGAUCAUUCUUCUGGACGAGGCGACGGCGUCCAUCGACGCCCAGACGGACGCCCUGAUCCAGACCACCAUCAGAGACGCCUUCAGGGACUGCACUGUGCUCACCAUCGCCCACCGCAUCAACACCGUCAUGCAGGCCCACCGCAUCCUGGUCAUGGACCACGGCAAGGUGGCAGAGUUGGACAGUCCAGAUGUUUUGUCCAAAAGGCCCGACUCCCUCUUCUCUUCACUGCUGGCGGCCGCAAACACUGUCAGCCAGUCACACGCACUUUGACCUGCACCUGCACCUGCACGUGCACCUGCACCU